AUGCUAGGCCCCGUAAUCGACUUCCGUGGGGACGACCAAAGGAUGAAGUUUAGCUACUGCGACGGCUAUUUCGAUUUCAUGGAGCUACGUUACCUUGAAGACGGCAUGGAGUUCGUCGACGAGCUCGUGCUUGACCACGAUGCGGAGGAUUAUGACGACUACCUGAAUUACUCUCAAUUCAAAUGGGAAGAGUGUGCCGAGGAGCUCGAGCGUCUCGAAGACUACUUUGUCGACCGGUGCACCGAGUCUUGCAUUACCAGUCACGAGUAUGCAAUACUGAUAACUUGGAAACACCAGGACGAGCGGUCAACGAAGGAGGCCACGGAAGAGGCUAUCGAGACCUGGGCGCUCCAACGUGGGCUUUGA
Anthostomella pinea is the source of this 366-nucleotide messenger RNA. The record is from the annotation of a GenBank genome assembly. NCBI's taxonomy places the organism in Eukaryota, Fungi, Ascomycota, Sordariomycetes, Xylariales, Xylariaceae.